Messenger RNA from Didymella exigua CBS 183.55, 1335 nucleotides. RefSeq lists its product as uncharacterized. The record is from RefSeq and is a predicted model, not a curated record. Lineage: Eukaryota; Fungi; Ascomycota; Dothideomycetes; Pleosporales; Didymellaceae. Bases 1 to 1335 code for a protein of 444 amino acids. The transcript has 3 exons.
AUGAAGCUACAUAAGAUCGUUCUUGCUUCCUACGCCGCCUGUGCUUCUGGUGCCAAGUUAGUAUCUAGGCAGGGCACCUGCUCCACGGAUAACUGCUUUCGAGCCGUCUGGGGAACCGAUCGAGGUCCCGACGCUCCCCUAAGUGCACUUCGAGAUUGCAUGAGCCACCUGACAACAACAAUAGCCACAUACACAUAUUCAGUCGCUACCAUUACCAUUGUCGCUCGGACCACUGCAACUGCAGUAGUGUCUUGCUCAACGACCCUACCUAGCAAGUCGUCUAGCACUGCCUCAUCUCUGCCAGGCUUCUCAUUUUCUACUCCAAGCCCGACUCCGGCAGAGAUAGCUGGUAAGUUGAAAGUCCGCCAAAACGAGGUUCUGUCUACCAGCACGACAACCAUCAUCGGCCCUAUUCCUACCUACGCCGGCGAACCUUGCUCCAAUUCAGAUGUCUUCUACGCGAGCGCCUGCUCUUGCAAGAACCUCACGUCAAGCAUUAUCAAUGUCAAUGGACCCAGGACGACAUUGACCAGUACGGAUACCUUGACACUCACGUCGACAGUCACUUCUACAGCAUCUUGUAGCUUGUUGACCGUCAUUACUUUGUCGCAUAGCUCCUCGACUAUGGUUACUACGGUCACCCUUACCCCGUCGACUGGUACUGGCACAGGAACAGGUACCGUUUCGUCCCAAUCAUCCAGCUCGGCCACAUCGUCAAGCUCUGAGACUUUCAACACAACGAUAACCUCAUCUUCAACUCUAAGUUCCGCCACUACUACCACCUUCUAUAAUACUACCCUGACCAGCCCCACUACCCCAACACCAACCUGCGCCACCCCCGGCUGGAUUCUCUGCAACAGCACUUGUCUUAACCCCGCAUCUGAUAAAGCCAACUGCGGAAGCUGCGGAAACAAGUGCGGUGACGGUCUCGUAUGCUUCAACGGCGUGUGCGCUCGUCGCCCUCUUGACCCACCCUGCGACACAAACUGUACGUUCCGGCGCGAAUGCAACCAGGGCCUUAGUCGCGUCAGCUGCUCUUGCGCACGCGAUUCUGAUGGCUUUGGUAUUUGCUUCGAUGCGAACAUGUAUCAGUGCCUCAGCGAUACACCCAAGUGCAAAGCGACGACGGGCUGCAGGCUUGGUGAGAUUUGUGUCAAGAGUAUCUGUGCAGCAUCGUCUUCGUGUAGCAACACAACUGUCCCUGAAGCUGAACAAGAUGGUAUUUGUGUUACUAGUUUGGGCUGCGGAAGGCAGGGUCCAACUGACUUUGGUGCAUUGGUGAGGAUCAGGGAGCAUCAGCAACGUAAGAGGAUGGUGGGUGAGUUCAACUGGUAG